Messenger RNA from Rana temporaria (common frog), 2099 nucleotides. RefSeq lists its product as uncharacterized. The transcript is spliced from 2 exons. Bases 63 to 863 code for a protein of 266 amino acids. NCBI's taxonomy places the organism in Eukaryota, Metazoa, Chordata, Amphibia, Anura, Ranidae. The record is from RefSeq and is a predicted model, not a curated record.
UACUGGGGACAUGGACAGCAGGGGGCAUUGGGGGGGAAAAAGGAAAAUUCCUACUGAGAGACAUGUAUAACUCCUCCGAGUGGACACCCAAGCCCGGGAAACUAGUGGUCAACCCUCUCAAACCCUCCAUCCACUCAUUAGGUGACAUGAUAGCAAUAGCAAACCCAACCUUUGAAGAGACAAUGGCAGCUGAAACCGGGUUUUCUGACACUAAUCUGUGGCUUGAGUGGAUGAGAUUCAGUGCAAACCAACAUAACAGAAGCAACUGUUAUGUUUGUGGUAGUGCCAGGCCACAUUUAGGAACAGUCCCUCUCCAUAUUCCAAGAGAUAGUGAGGAAUGUUUCCUCAGCCUGUUUACCAAUACAUCCACCAAUCACUCUUCAUGUGAGACGUGGAAAAAGGAGUAUCCUAUAGUUACCAGAACCCCAAAGCCUGGAGAGGGUAUCACCAUAUAUCCUGGGAACUAUACCUGCUACUCUAAUUACCAGGGUAAGGGAAGGUUCCUGGGUAACUUUACUGAGGGAUACUGCUCCACUUACAGUGGUGCAUCAGGGAAGUUAACACAAAACCAAAUUCAGUCCCUAGGUGACAUAUACUGGAUCUGCGGGGACCAAAAAAUUAGGUCCAGAUUAGAGGGACCCUGGACCGGUGAAUGUGCCCUUGCAAAGGUCAUUAUGCCCCUCCAUAUCCUAACAGAGGAUGAUGCAUACACUGACCCAACACCAAGACACAGGAGGAAGCGAACAGCUCCCUCCGGAAGCUUUGACCCUCAUGUGUACAUAGAUGCCAUAGGGGUCCCAAGGGGGGUUCCUGAUCAAUUCAAAGCCAGGGACCAGGUAAAUGCUGUAUCCUGCCCUUUGUAAAGAAGUUAAUGAGCAAGGCUGUAGAUAACGGUACACCUGUAUUUCUCCACCAAGAAGAAGAGGAUCCCUUUAUGAAGGAAGAGGAUAAACCUUUCACUCCUUUACAGUCACUCCCCGUUCAUAAUUUCACAGUCCUAUAGUGAUUUAGGGAAAGGAUAGGGAAAGGAUAGGGAACCCAGUGGUGCGACCUGGGUACAGCUGCAGCGAACAUCCUCACCACUAGAGGCUCCGGAGAAAACCUGCUGGACCUUAGACUCCGUGCCCUGGGGAAUUUUGGGUCCUUUAGUUUGAGGGACAGAUAGAAAAUAGCCAUUUUAGGGGGGUCUGUGAAGGAAUGCAAUGAGCACAAUGAUAAAUUAGAAAAUGUCUAUUCUCUAUGCAUCUUUAUUAUAAUAUAAAGUUUAUAUUGCUUUUUUUAUGUAUACCACUGUUAUACUACUUCCUUACUCAAAUCAGCUCCUAAUCACACCCCCUCCAUCAAGAAACAAAGGAGAAGACCAAAGAUUGCGGACACCCCCCCCCCACUCCCACACAGCUUUUGGAAUGCGGAGGUGAAGACAUGUCAGAGGCCCGGCCAAGAUCGACACCCCAUCUAGUACUCUUCUUGUAUCUCGACCAAUUAGAUGCGCUUUCCAGUUCACAUUAACAUAAUAAUGACGUAGUAUCAUCCUGUAUGUAGAAGGUUUGUCUGCAAUAAACCAGAGAUAAAGUAGUACUUGAACUGAGAAGUUGUAUCAGUCAUUUAUUACCCGCGUGCACGCCAGUUAUCUGAACUUUUGAUUUGAAGCAGCAGUAGAAUCCUAAUUAACCCCCUUUGAGGUUAACCUAAAUCACCACAAAGUGACCUGGGAAGGAGAGCAAGUUGAGGGCGGAAGUGCAGCUUGCUUGAGGAGAGAGCAAUUAUCAGCAGCAGUAAACAACAGAGAAUAGUGGAGUUGAAUGAGCGGAGGAGUCCGGUAAUGCAGUGAAUACACAGUCACUCCUGUCAGUGAGGCAGGAGCAGCUACCGAAGCUCCCAGUGCGCCCCCCCUCCCCCCAGAUUAAGACACGCCCAGGGCACUCGACCCUUCCGCCCACCCCUUGUACCGGCCCUGCCUUCUACUGAAAGCUCCAGAAGUUAUCCUUCCCAAAUAAUAAACUGUAUACUUUACACAUCAUAUUCUAAAUAUUCUUGGUAAAAAUAACACAACUGCACACAAUUCAUUGAUUUGAAUAAAGUUUAUUGAUUAGAGAAUA